AUGAGCGACGACGAGAGCCGAAACAGUUGUACUACUCCAUUACAGGUUGCUCAAGAGAGACAGCGCAAACAGCAAGAGAAACAACGUCAAGAGGCUGAGGCCUCCAAGAAACAACGCAAACCUGGACAAAAACGACGAGGUCUGGGUGGUUUGUCCAAAGAAAAGAAACGCAUGCUCAAGCAAUUGAUCAUGCAAAAAGCCGCCGAAAUCAUGAAAGCUGAGCGCAAGAAGGAGCAGGAGAAACGGGAUGAAUACGUGCGAAGCAAGAUUGGCACGCUCAACUUGGAAGGCCUCAGCGAGAAUGAACUAAGAAGCAAAGUCAGUCAGCUACACGAACAAUUGCGGCAAUUGGAGGGUGAAAAGUACGACUGGGAGGAGAAAUUGCGCCGGCAGGAUGUUGAAGUGAGGACUGAAUGUGGUUUUCUCUCUCUCGUGGUUUCUCCUUCCUACGGCAUAUCGUCUAUGUAUCAAAUAAUCAUCGACUUAGAACAAAUCAUACUUUCAUAUCAUCAGAACAAAAUUGUGUACAUUAGUAUGUGCAAUCAUCAAUCGCCGCCUUUGAAGUGCAUGUCGCACCACUUAUUUUCUGUUCUCGAUUGUAAAUGUUUGGUUGGCUUUCGUCGCUCAUUCAUUCAUCCAUCUUCCCUUUUUUUAUUGUUGUACAGCGUUAAACCGGUCCUCAAAAAGGUGUCCAAGACCGAAAGCCAUAUGGCUCGUUUCGAAAAGAAGGAAACCGGGCAUUCGCUCUCCUCGUUCCGGAACCAGCUCAAAUCCACCGGACACAGCAAAUACGCCCUCGAAGAGAAGGAUGAAACUGGCGGUAAAGCUGACUGGCGUGAUCAGCUCAAACCGAAAGAAGAGGAGAGUGCUGCUCCAGCCCAGUAG
Molecule: messenger RNA, 885 nt
Organism: Echinostoma caproni
Lineage: Eukaryota; Metazoa; Platyhelminthes; Trematoda; Plagiorchiida; Echinostomatidae
Source: the annotation of a GenBank genome assembly